Messenger RNA from Varanus komodoensis (Komodo dragon), 1845 nucleotides. RefSeq names its product C-type lectin domain family 4 member G-like. NCBI's taxonomy places the organism in Eukaryota, Metazoa, Chordata, Lepidosauria, Squamata, Varanidae. Bases 60 to 932 code for a protein of 290 amino acids. The transcript is spliced from 9 exons. The record is from RefSeq and is a predicted model, not a curated record.
CAUUAUAUCUACGGGGGAUCAGGGCGGCUGACAGCACAGGCUUGCAGAGACUGACCGCAAUGGCACCCGGUGGGAUCUAUCGGAGGUGUGAAGAACCACACCACGCCAUGAGCAAAGAGGGCACGAUCCCCAGCAGAGCAGGUGGUUUCCGGUUCCAACAGUGCAGGUGUGGUUCAGAAACAAUGUGCACAUCCAUCCUUUACCUUGCGAAUGCCAUCUCAGUUCUGCUGUGGAUCAUCGUCUUAUCUGUUAUGAUUUCAAAAAAUUCAGAAAUGGCCAAGGAGUUGCAACAGCUGCGUAGUACUCAAACCGCACUGAAAGUAAAUGGCUCUAACACAGAGAAGCGGCUGGAGGUGCUUCACUCCAAGCAGUCCAUCCAAGAGUUGAAGGUAAAUGAAAGCCUGCAGAAGCUGGGGGCUGUUUACAGUACAGAGAAAAACAAUGUGAACAAAAUUAUGGGUGAAAUGCAAGCUGACCAAAGAAAAAUCUGGGCAGAAACCUUUAAGCUACAGAAUGGAUUAUAUAAAAUUAAUGCCUCAGCCUGCCAAAUGUGUCCUGAGGGCUGGAUGCUGAACCGAGGACAAUGCUACUCUUUUCAGAUAACAAGCAAGCACUGGUCUUUUGCCAGGACCUCCUGUGAGGCUCAAGGUGCCCAGCUGGUUGUCAUUGACAAUUCCGAGGAGCAGGCAUUUCUUACCUCGAACACCAAAAAGAAGAACUACUGGAUUGGUCUCAAUGACAUUCAGACGGAAAACACAUUUGUCUGGGUAGAUGGACGUACACUGUCAUAUAACCACUGGUAUCCAUGGGAGCCCAACAAUGCUGGCAAAGGGGAGGACUGUGUCAUAAUGAACUCUUUGGGCUGGUGGGAAGAUCGUGAGUGUGGCGGCACCACAGAUGGCUGGAUCUGCGAAAAGAGCUGGAACUGCUAGCUAUGUCCAAGCAGGAGCAGAACGCAAGCCCUGCACAGUGUGAUCUCUGCGGCGCUGCAACUCUGUUGUGUCUCUGUAACCAACAGCUCCCAGCAGAGGCGGCUUUAACCCUUCUGGGUGCCCCCCUCUCAGAAAGGCGGCUGAUGAUGCAGGGCCAUCAGUAAGUCAGCCGAAAGCUAGGACUCAAGCUGUGAUUUGUUAGCCUUCCUCCAUAGCUUUGCUAGGCUUCACCGUAAUUCCAGAGCUGUGCAUAACAUCUAGAAGUCUUGGCUUCAGUUUCAGUCUGUACUUUAUUUACAUGUUAGGUUAACCUUGUUCUUACAUUCACAACCUAAUCACUCAUUCACUAAAAUGCCAACUAAACAGACUCGUUUUUCACAGCCUGUGGAAUGGAGAAGACGAUGUGAGAGGCGUGGGUGGCUGAUUAUUGGGACAGGCCUUGAUAGCAACAUGCUUCUCCCAAGGAGGGUCACCUGGCACCUGUGUUAUAGUUAUUUAGAGCACCAGGAAAAGAUCCCCUCCAAAACAGUGUAAUCUAAAUAAAUGUGUUUCAUCUCCAUCACGCUCCUGUGCAGCUCUUUUAAGAUUUUGAAUCCUACCACUUUUAGCCUUAGUGUCUGAUACCUUUAAUUGCUUUAUGCUGUAUCUUUGAUUUUGUAUUGUAAAAGUUACCUUGGGAAUUUGUUUGAAAGAUGAGAUAUAAAGUUUGAAAAUAUGUCUCUUAAGAUAAGGCAGAAAUCUAGCUAUAGGUGGGAUCCAACUUUGGAAAUCAGCAGCCAAACCCCUCUAAAGGCCAGAGGUCUUAAUUUUUCCAUAGGGAGAAAUACGAUUACUCAUAAUAUGAUAAAAGAGAGCUCAGAUCGGCAUAAAAUGUGUAUGUUUUGAUUUAAAUAAAUACACGAGCAUUGAGAAA